UGUGGAACAAGUAGGUAGCGUCCCUUGACAACAUGGCUUCUGUCGAUAUAUGUCCUGGAUUUAGAAUACGAUGACUCGGAAGAAAUUAGAAUGAUGGCGUUUCUUCAGAAAAUUGCUGCUAGUCUCAAACGUGGAAGAACAGCUGAGUUACCGCAAGAUGACAAGGAAGCCUUUUAUAUUUUGAUGCCUAUGGUGAUCGCCAAUCAACACAGGUCAGUAGCAGAUCUUUUGUCCAACUCCAAGUUUUGUGUAUCAUUCCAAUGUGGACGCCCUCAAAGGAGUUUGCUUCAUGUAGCAGCAAACUGUGGGGCAUAUGAGACAUUAUGUCUUCUUCUAAAGAAAAAAGCUGAAGUCAACUUGCAGGACAAGUCAGGAUUUACACCGCUUCAUCUGGCAGCUAAAAAUGGUCAGAGAAAAUGUCUUAACAAGUUACUGGAGUAUGAAUGUGACAUCAACAUCCGAAACAAUGAAGGACUUACAGCAGUUCACUGGCUGGCUGUCAAUGGCCGUACAGAGCUUCUGCAAGACAUGCUUUCAAGGAUCAAAGAUGUAAACAUUGAGGAUGCUCAAGGCCAAACACCACUCCAUGUUGCUUGCCAAAAUGGCCAUUUAAAUACACUGCGAUGCCUUCUUGACAAUGGUGCUAAUGUCAACAAACCCAAUAACAAUGGUUGGACACCUUUACACUUUGCUUGCAAACAUGGGCAGCAUGAAGCUGUGGAUGCAUUACUGAAAAGAGGUGCAGAGCUACGGCCUGAGGACGGUGGCAAGACACCUUUAGCUAUAUGUCUGGAGGAAGGCUAUGGUGAAACCUGUGAAGUGCUGCUUCGCCAAUGGCCAAGGCUUUUUGAUUCUAUGCUACAAACAGCUUGUAAUGUCACAAUCUCAGAAGAUAAUGUAUUGAAAGUCCUAACCUACCUGUGUGGGCGUGAAAGAGGGAUGAAGGAGAGGGUAGUUGAAGGCUUAUCUGAGAGACUGUCCAUUACUGGACACCACCUACUCAGUAACAUGAGCCAAGAGGAGGGAAACACAGAUAGUCUUAUAAGAGUUGUCCGAAUACUGUUACGAGCUGAGAAGAUACAGCCGACAUCCCCUAAACCUGAUGUACACGACCUGCUUGAAAGCCACAAAGAAAAUACACAUACACAGCCACUCAGUGACAGACUGUGUUUGCAAAUGCUGUGGCAGCAGUUAGAGGACAUACUGACGCUCAUGGAUUCAGAACUCCUGCAUGAGGACACCACAUCAGACCAGCCAGUCAAAGUGUGUAGCCAGAAUGGCAUGCUGUCUCCCAGUGACCACGAAUUAUAUGUCCUUGCGCUGCAGAUGUGGAUAGGAAUGGCGAAAAUUCAGUGUCAGAGAAGCUGCUAGCAAAAACUAUGUGAAGUCUUUUCUGGGGAUGCUAGUCUGCUGGCUUGCUCUGUUUCAUCAUCCACGCCCACGCCAAAAAUAGAAGAAAAAGACAAAAGCGGCAGCUUCUCACCUGCUGUGCCUCGUGUGUGUGCCUUGAUUCGGGCUUUUUACAUGUGUUCACAAAGCAACAAAAACAGUUCUGAAAAAUCAUCCCAGUUCUUCGCCUUUUUUCAAAGACAUAUCAAGACUUUGAAACUCUUUGUGGAAAGAGAUCCCCAGCUGAUUUUCAAUCACUUUCAUUUCCUUCUGUCCUGUCCUGAGCUCAUGUCCAAUUUUCUCACAAUCGUCCAUCGUCAGCCAUUUGAAAGCCGAAGGCAGUGGUUUUACGAAAACCUCCCAACACCAGACAUGUUGUCAUUCGCAUCCAACGAAGAGAACCAUGGACUUGUCAGAGUUAACAGAGAGCAGGUGUUCAGCACAAGUUGUGAAGAAGUUCUGCACCAGUCUCCAGACAAACUGAAGUCAACUCUCACUGUGCAGUUCAAUGGAGAAGAGGGCAUGGGUCAGGGUCUGGUGCGAGAAUGGUUUGAUUUGCUGUCAAGAGAGCUCCUGAACCCUGACUAUGCUCUCUUUACCAUGUCUGCAGAUGGUUGUACAUUCCAGCCCAACAGUAACUCUUCCAUCAAUCCAGAUCAUUUGAACUACUUCCGUUUCACUGGACGUCUCUUGGGAUUAGCCUUAUUUCAUCGUCAGUUAUUAGCUACUUACUUCACUCGCUCCUUUUACAAGCAUAUUCUGGGUAUUCCUGUAAACUAUCAGGAUGUUGCUUCAAUAGAUCCAGAAUAUGCAAAAAACCUUCAGUGGCUCCUGGACAAUGACAUCAGCAACCUUGGCCUUGACCUGACUUUCAGUGUGGAGACUGAUGUCUUUGGCAUUAUGCAAGAGGUAGAACUCAUUCCAGGAGGAUCGAAGGUGGCUGUAAAUGAAGUAAACAAGAAAGAAUAUGUGCAGUUUGUAACAGAACUAAGAAUGACACGUGCCAUAAAGCCCCAGAUAGACAGUUUCUUGUCUGGUUUCCAUGACUACAUUCCUCAUACGCUUGUACAACUUUUCAAUGAGUAUGAAUUGGAGCUACUUCUCUCUGGGAUGCCAGAAAUAGACCUGGCUGACUGGAAGACAAAUACCACCUACUCUGGCUACACGCAUGACUCAGAAAUUAUUCAUUGGUUCUGGGAUAUUGUGGACCAUAUGAAAGAGCAACAAAGGGUACAGCUACUUCAGUUUGUCACAGGAAGUUCACGAGUACCAUAUGGAGGCUUUAGCCAGUUACCCAGCGGGGGAUCAAUCCAGCUGUUUACCAUUAGUCGUCAACCUUGUGCAGCAACUGUCCCAUACCCUCUACCCACCACUAGUACCUGCAUCAACCUACUGAGACUUCCAGAAUAUCCUACUCUUGCAGACCUAGAAGACCGCUUGUUGACAGCGCUAAGAUGUGGAGGACAGGGAUAUGGGCUUGUCUGAUCCAGAGGACCAGCUAGCAAAAUAAAGAUCUCAAUUAACGAAUUUUUGUAGGGAACUGCUCGUGUUGAAAAAUAUGAAGUUGAAUAAAUGUAGUUUGGUAUUAUAUAAGAAUUUUGAUGACAGGUCUGCUACCUAUCUGUACAGAAAUGUAAGAAUGUUAAUUGUCACAAAGCAUAUCAUAUUUCAAAAACUUCAAAUUCUAUAUUAUUUUAAUGACCUUGAAAAGAUUUAUAAAAGAGCUAUUUUAAUUUGAAAAACAUGGCUAAGGAUUCCAUCAAAAAAAAUAUUUGAAGGGUUAUUACAAACAUGAAAAAACAGCACAAAAGAAAAGAAUGGAAUAGGUGAAGCAAGUUCACAAUGAUGUUUGGAAGAGAAAGAAUGUUUCUGAAAAGCAUUCUCAGGAAAGAAACAUUAUAUUGUGCCAAACUUUGUGCUUUUCUUUUUCCCUCAUUAGUGGCUUCAUUUGAAGCAUGAAAUCCAAUACUGAUCAUGUCAAUUGAGUACUUCAGUUGAGACAUUAAAUCCAGUACUCAUCUCGUCAGCUGGGUACAUUUAGCUUGACUGACUACUCAUUAUGAUUUUUCAGUGUGAUAUGUGAUACAACAAAUAUUCAAAUUGCAAAGUAAUGAUGAUGCCUUUACAGGGCAGCACCUAUAUUGUUAAGGUUUUAAAAAAAGCAGAAACCUUUUAAAGUAAUUUGCUUUUUUCCAAGGCUGUGGUUGGCUAGAUAGUGGCAAUUGUUAAGUGUUGUUUAUUAUAGUGGUGAUAUACAGGCUUCAUUGAUGUUACAGAUUAUCUACAUGUUACUGUAAUUGGGAAAGGGUCCACAACAAUGGCUAGAGUGCAUGAAUGUCACACAAAAAUGUUCUGCCUUUCACCCUCUGGUCAAUAAAACAUUUAAUAAAUAUGAGGACCAAGGCACAAAAUCUUCAUUAUUUUAAACCACUAUUGUCACGCUCCUGUUGUUUAAUGAUUUUCAUGAUUGCCAGAUAAAAAUGCAGUUCAUCUGCUUGAAGAAUACAUCAUUUAAAAGAGAUUUUUCAUAUUUUCACACAGCUUAGUAUAUAUCAGUGUUUUCCAGAUGGAUAGUUAUUAUUGCUAUAUGACCUUCAUGUGCCACAUAUUUUAUAUGUUGGUCAAGGUUGUAAAGCCACCUUUCUGCCAUUUUAACAGUGAAGAAGUCUAAUGGCUUAGGCUGAGAGAUGGCUUGUGAUUGCUCCCGUCUCAUAAGAAGUUCUUGCUGCUUGUGUUAAAAAAAUUGUCAGUUUAUUUGUAAAAUUUGGGAGAGGAUAUCUGACUGCAUCUUUUUUAUUAAUGCUAAGCCAGUUUUA
Molecule: messenger RNA, 4205 nt
Organism: Pomacea canaliculata
Lineage: Eukaryota; Metazoa; Mollusca; Gastropoda; Architaenioglossa; Ampullariidae
Product: E3 ubiquitin-protein ligase HACE1-like
Biological process (GO): proteasome-mediated ubiquitin-dependent protein catabolic process; protein polyubiquitination; positive regulation of protein catabolic process
Cellular component (GO): nucleus
Molecular function (GO): ubiquitin-protein transferase activity; protein binding
Source: RefSeq, a predicted model, not a curated record